Penaeus vannamei (Pacific white shrimp) is the source of this 1821-nucleotide messenger RNA. RefSeq lists its product as uncharacterized. Lineage: Eukaryota; Metazoa; Arthropoda; Malacostraca; Decapoda; Penaeidae. The record is from RefSeq and is a predicted model, not a curated record.
CUUAUCAGUCUCGUGUGUCUCCGCAUAAACGAAUGUGCUUGCGAGUCAGUGUGAUUCAUAACGAAGAAAUAUAAGUUGCGAUCAAUAUCCCUUACGAAUCUCCAUCACAUUUGGACCACUAAAGCCAAACAGGAAAGAUGGGACAUCAAAGGAAAACUUCCUGGCAGAUGAUAAGCUACGCUCUCCUCCUGACGCUCCAUUUCUUGUACGCUUCGGUGGACAGCUUCCGGUUCGCCACAAAUUGUGUUCCAAGGAACUCCUUGGAUACAGAUGAAAUCGGCAGUAAGUGGGACGUAAAAACUUGGGUGCCGAAGGAUGGCGGUGUAGCCGUUCUCUCUCUCAUAUCAAAAAAUGAUAAAAAAUUUUCCUUAAGAAAAAUAGACAUCACAAGAACGGAACUGCACGCGCUGUUCAGGCAAGGAAUUCAUCUGAAGAACAGCAGUCUGCCUCUGGGCGACGGCAUAUCCCCCGGCUGGGCGGAGUUCCGGGUGACGUCAGACUCCAGGUUCAAGGUCUGGGUGGCGGGCGUGGCUGAGCCGCUCGUGGAUGUGGAGGAUGACGUUCAAGCCGAGAGGGUUUUCGUCAAAGGGAGCAACGUCACCAUCAACUGCAGGGAACCAUUUAUCAUCUGGAACGUUUCGGAGGACCGAGAGGCCGCCCUCCCUGUGGAUUGUCCAGGUCGCUAUGACUUGGCAGUGUUCUCGAGGUCUCCUUCGUCGCCCGUCGUGACGCUCGGAAACUGGACAGGAGUGCUCAGCUGGGACCCGGAGGCCAAAAUAGCCACUUUCGCAGAGCCGCGACCGCUGCCUGCCUUCACCCAGCACAACUUUACUCUGAACUGCAGCUUCGCUCAGAACCACUUCAAAUACAACUUCUUGGCAGGCCAGAACGACACUCUUGUAGGAUCCGUCUCUUUCCCCGAGGAAGUCGCAGGGAUGUCCUUCCGAGCGGAGAAUGGAGACCGAUUCGUUGUCACCUUACAGAACGCCCAACAAGAACAAGAAGCAGCAAUGACUUCCAGACUGCCAGAUCCCGGAACUGACUUCGAGAAAAUUGUCACAUACUUUCCUGUAUUUCUCAAUGGUGUUCUUGCUGUGAUCUGCGCAUUUCUUGGCGUGAAAAUAUGGCAGUUAAAGAUGAAGAUGACGUCACCGGAAGUAACUAAAGUACCUUUAGAUCAGAUGGCGGACUCGGCGCCGAUGCCCUUCCCGCCGGCCCUUCCGCAGGAGACGGUGCCUCUCAAUGGGCGUUAUGCAUUCCAACAGGACCCCAGAGAACAAUAAGAUAUUUGUCAUUAGGAAUCGUGUGGAUGAUUGGAAGAUGAUUCAUUUUAGCAUUUUGUUCUUCAGCGAAUAUGUAGCUUUGCAUUUUACUAUUUUUGUAAAGUUCUGUGUUAUCAACCACAUGAAUAUUAACGUAUAUUAUGAUUUAAAUGGAAAGUAUAGAAUUAGAAAGAAGUAUUUGAAUUAUGCGUGAAAAAUGAACUGGUGGAUUUCCGAAUAGAGAACCCCAUAAACGGCCAACAUUCCGGGGCUGAAGCCGCUCUGUGCAAUUUCUUGCAUUUUUCUUCGUCGGAUGAUUGUCUUUUUGACGAAUUAAGUGUAUUGUGAUGUAUACCUUAUAGUCAUGCAUCUUUUUUGUUAUUGGUCAGAGAAAUCAUCUUCAUGACUUUUUCAUUAAAAAAAAUAAUAGUGAAUAAAAUAAAAUAAAAACAGUGUAUGUGGUUUUGAGAAUUUGAAUUUACUAAUGUAUAUAUGGAUAGUAUAAUGAUUAUAAUUCGCUUGCAUCCAUGUAAUAAAUGAAACUUUUUGAAAAUUAACA